AUGGUGUCCCAGGUGCAAGCAGCGUCCUGGUGGCGUGACCCAAGCCCCAUCUUCGGCAAGGUUGCUCCGGAGAUUAUCGAGGACACGCUGAUCCAUUUGGCCACGGAAAAUGAACACUACCUGAGCAAGCUGUCGGAUCAGGCCGGAUGCUUCAAAGACACACGGAUAGUGGAAUUUAUAUUCCUUUUGUCUGAAAAAUGGCACUUGGACCAAUCGGCAAGGUACCAAGCGGUAGAGUUAUUUGAAAGGUUUAUGAUCAAGCAAGUAGAACAAAUCUCUAAGUCCUGCAGAGAGAACGUUAAAAGUCGCGAACAAGGACAAGGCAGCAGCUGGAGCUCCCUGAAAGAUCAGAUAGACGACACGUUUGUCCUCCGGCUUGUGUCAUGCAUUCAGCUUGCAAGCAAACUUUCCUUACACUAUAACGUAGUUAACAGUGACACAGCUUUAAAAUUUCUGCAAUCCUUGAAAUAUUCAUACACUAAACAGGAAUUGCUCGAGUCGGAGCUUGCUGUUUUAAAAAUGCUGCACUUUGAGAUCAAUGUGUUAACUCCUUUGGCUUACGUGGAAUUGCUUCUAGAGGUUUUAGGAUACAAUGGUUGCCUGCUUCCUGCAAAACCAUUACAUCAGAUGUGUAUGCAACUACUAGACUUCUCCUAUCUUACAAGAGAUACCAUCUACGACACUUUGUUGAAAAUUGCCAUUGAAAAUUCGACACCAAGCGAACUGCAGAUAGCAAAGUUUUUGGCAGUAAAGGAAGAUUUCAUGCUCUUGGCUGUUGGAAUCAUCAGCACAAGCGUGUUCAUACUAAGCCCUGAGCACUGGCAGCAGGUUGUGGAGCAUUUAAACUGUAUCACUGGCAUUACUUCACAAAGUAUCUUAGAAUUUUCUUAUGCAGUACUGAUACAUGUUGUUGGCACUACCACUCCAAAGCAGCACUACAGGAACUGUGGACCAAGCUCCGGAGAACAGAAUUAUGCCUCUUAA
Messenger RNA from Pelecanus crispus (Dalmatian pelican), 984 nucleotides. RefSeq names its product cyclin N-terminal domain containing 1 (gene CNTD1). Gene Ontology annotation, cellular component: site of double-strand break. NCBI's taxonomy places the organism in Eukaryota, Metazoa, Chordata, Aves, Pelecaniformes, Pelecanidae. The record is from RefSeq and is a predicted model, not a curated record. Gene Ontology annotation, biological process: reciprocal meiotic recombination.